Messenger RNA from Symbiodinium pilosum, 747 nucleotides. Lineage: Eukaryota; Dinophyceae; Suessiales; Symbiodiniaceae. The record is from the annotation of a GenBank genome assembly.
GCCGUCCUCCUCGCGCGUCAUGGAGAGUUGCUUCAAGUGGCACUGCAGGCACCAAGGCAGUCAGUGGAGCCGGCGAAAAGAAGCUUUCGAUUGGAGCAGUCUGGCCAGCAAGCGCACGUGUGGCUGCCCGAUGCGCCUGUAGAGAGGAUGCCUUUGCUGCUGGUUCUCCAUGGCUCCAGGCCAAUGGAUUGGGAUUUCCUCUCAUUCACCGAGCGGUUUGAAAGAGAUGCGCGGCAGCACCGUGUCGCAAUCGUGGUGCCGGAGUCGCGCGGGCCCACUUGGGACUACUUGCUCACUGGCCAGCGCCAGGACAUGGAUUUCAUCGAGUUUGCAAUAAACGAGGUCCGACGGCGUGUGCCAAUCGAUGGCCGCCGCAUUGCUGUGAUGGGUAUGUCCGAUGGUGGGUCGAUAGGCCUCUCCGUGGCGCUUCGGAAUCCAUCUCUUUUUCGAACCGCGCUGGUCCAGGCAGUCGGCUUCUACGUGGACACGCGCAGUGAUCAACAGGAGCAGCCUCAAAUCUUCCUGGAGUAUGGUGCAAAGGAUCGGCUCUUUACCCCCGAGGGAGUGGCAAAGCCACUAGUCUCCCGGCUGCGGGCUGCAGGGUAUUCCGUAGAGUUCUCGAUGGUUCCGGAAGCAGGACACAUGGUUCGAGAAGAGUUUUUCGCUGUUGCCCUGGACUUCUGGCUUUCUGAAGGAAAGCCGCGAAGUGCCGAGACGGCAACGGCUCCUGGAUACUUGCGCCACUAA